This is a messenger RNA of Trichophyton rubrum CBS 118892, 1257 nucleotides long. RefSeq lists its product as uncharacterized. NCBI's taxonomy places the organism in Eukaryota, Fungi, Ascomycota, Eurotiomycetes, Onygenales, Arthrodermataceae. The record is from RefSeq and is a predicted model, not a curated record. The transcript has a single exon. Gene Ontology annotation, molecular function: FAD binding. Bases 1 to 1257 code for a protein of 418 amino acids.
AUGCCCCCCCUGAAGGUUCUUAUUUGCGGCGGUGGUUGUGCUGGGCCUGCCUUGGCUUACUUACUUGCGUCCUGUGGGCAUAAAGUGACAAUCGUCGAGCGUUUCCAUGCCCUCAGAGCCUCGGGUGCGCAAAUUGAUCUUCGAGCCCAAGGGAUUGAAGUAGUGAGGCGCAUGGGGCUUCUUGGGGCCGUUCGCAGCCGAUCUGUUGACGAGAUAGGCGUCUCUUUUGUCAAUUCUCAGGAUAGAGUACAAGGGACUAUUCUUGCUAAUAAGACUGGUAAAGGUGCACAGUCCUUAACCUCCGAUUAUGAAAUUAUGCGUGGAGACAUGGUUCGAUUACUAUACGAUGCAACGAAAGAGGAUGUGGAAUAUAUGUUUGGAAUAACUGUUGAAAGUUUCGAGCAGGACGAAAAUACGGUUUCAGUCCAGUUCUCCGACGGCUCUACUGACACCUUUGAUCUUGUAGUUGGAGCCGAUGGUCAGGGGUCACGUAUUCGAAAAGCCAUUCUACCGCCAGGUGCCCCGGACCCUUACUGGAGGAUAGGUGCCAUGUUGGCUUACUGGUUUAUACCCCAUGCCGAGUCAGACACCAACAUCAGUGUUGCUUAUCACAGCUCGGGCGGCCGCGUACUAUUUCGCAGACGCUAUACUUCUACAGACUCGCAGGCCUACAUUGUACUCCGUGACAGCUCAGAGGACAUACGAUGCAUUCCCAAGGCACCAAUGGAACAACAGAAACAAUUCCUCUCCCAGAGGUUUCAUGAUGCAGGCUGGCAGGCAGAUCGGUUUCUCAAAGGCUUGGAGACAACAAAGUCUUUCUACUGCGAGGAGGCCCUUCAAGUCCGCACUGAUACAUGGCAUAAAGGCCGGGUUGUUCUGGUGGGAGAUGCUGGAUAUUGUCCAUCCCCAUUCACCGGUUUAGGUACUACUGUUGCACUUGUUGGUGCCUACGUUUUGGCUGGAGAGAUCAACCAAAAUACCGAUAACUUACCUAAGGCCCUUGCAAACUACGACAAGAAAUUGCGCCCUUUCGUCGAUAAUGUUCAGGAAUUAAACCGGAGCCUUAUGCCUUAUUACUUACCACACAGUCAAUGGGGAGUUACCGUUUUCCAUUUUCUUGUCUGGUUAAUAUGCAUACUUCGGAUCCCUGAGCUCAUGACACGUUUUUCAAAACCGGAUGUUCACGACUGGGUCUUACCAUAUUAUCCUGAGCUGGACAAAGAACGGAAUCACAAACUAAAAGAGAAAAUAGUGUAG